Molecule: messenger RNA, 994 nt
Organism: Phlebotomus argentipes
Lineage: Eukaryota; Metazoa; Arthropoda; Insecta; Diptera; Psychodidae
Product: transmembrane protein 192
Exons: 4
Coding region: 186-899 (237 amino acids)
Cellular component (GO): lysosomal membrane; late endosome
Source: RefSeq, a predicted model, not a curated record
UUGACGGGCUUCGAUGAGACGAGUGGAAUUUUAUUUUUGCUCACGAAAGUGAUUCAUAAUUUUUUAUCGCAUCGCAAAAGACAACCCAGAGGCGAGAUUUUGGGUGGUAAAGAGUUGCUUUCUUCAAUAAACUACAAAUCAGGCGUUGUCAGAAGUUAGGGACAAACACAGAGAGAGAGAGAGCAAUGGACUUGGAACCUGUGCUUGGGGAGGAGAAUGGCAAUGAUAAUUUCAGGCCACUCAAGACAAUCCCGGUUUUUAGCUUCCACCUUUUGGUCUCUACGUUGAUCUCCUUCAUUGGCGUGGGCAUGGCUGUUGUCUUCCCGGAAAGUCAGCGAUGCGAAGCCUAUUUCUUGAUGCUGUACUUAAGAGCAAUAUUCUGGGUUGUGACUUUGCUCUUCGACCACAUGAUAAAGUAUCAUCACGAUAAAUUGCGAAUGAAUGGCUUCCACGACUUUCACAGAGCCACUGCGGUACACAAAUCCGUGCCCUUCUACUUGGUAUCCUUGUGGAACACGGCAAUCAUGGCGAUUCAGACGCUCAUCCAGCAAUAUUACGGCGAUGAUUUCGGCGAGCACUGCAUCCAGAGCCUCUUCUCGCCCAUUGUCUACGUGAGCAUCUUCUCGGCGGUGGAGACUGGCGUCCUGGCGGUCAUCCAUGGCACCUACAUCUCCCGGGUGAUGCGCUUCAACCGCGCCAGGCCGCUGCCGGACGCCAUGCGAGGCUCCUUCGACAGUGGCAGUUCGGUGGGAUUGACACAACGAAACGCUGAUGUGGCAGAGCUGCUGGAGAAGCAGGCAGAUCUCAUAAGUUUCCUCCAAGAUCACAAUCUGCGCCUCAACCAGCGACUCAUGCAGAUGAACUCCGAAGUGAGAACCAUCACUCUUCCGCCUUCAUAAGGUAUCUAACACACAUUUCAACUCCUCGAAAGCGCACUUCGUAUCUUUUGUAAUAAUCACACAUACACACAACCAUUUGAUUCCUAAAUGACCAA